ACCGGCGAAAUCAGAUCGGAGGUGCGCGAGCAGAUCGACGGCAAGGUUGCGGAAUGGCGGGAGGAAGGGAAAGCGGAAAUCAUUCCGGGGGUGCUAUUUAUAGACGAGGUUCACAUGCUUGACAUCGAGUGCUUCUCUUACCUGAACCGGGCGCUGGAGAACGAAAUGGCGCCAAUCUUGGUAGUGGCGACGAAUCGCGGCAUUACCCGAAUUCGAGGGACAAACUAUAAGUCGCCGCACGGGAUUCCCAUCGACCUCCUCGACAGGCUGCUGAUCAUAUCGACGGUGCCGUACACGGAAGACGAGAUUCGGAAAAUUUUGGACAUCCGGUGCGAGGAGGAAGACGUAGAGAUGACAGAUGACGCUAAGGAAUUGUUGACGAAGAUCGGCUAUGAGACGACGCUCCGGUACGCCAUUCACCUCAUCACCGCGGCGGCACUUGCUUGUCAGAAGAGAAAGGGCACAGAUGUCGACGUGCAGGAUAUCAGCCGUGUGUACUCCCUUUUCGUAGACGUGAAACGGUCAACGCAGUUUUUGACGGAGUACCAAGAGCAGUUCAUGUUUAAUGAGGUAGGCCCGCCAGAGGAUGAAGACGGAGCAAUGAACGAAUGAGCACGGCGAAUGCGGAUCGUGGCAGCGGAUAUGGUUCAUAUUGCUAUAAUGAGGUGAAUGCACGGGGUGGAGACAAAGCGGGAAUGAUGAAUGAGCACGGCGAACGCGGAUCGCGGCAGCGACUANAUGGUUCAUAUUGCUAUAAUGAGGUGAAUGCACGGGGUGGAGACAAAGCGGGAAUGAUGAAUGAGCACGGCGAACGCGGAUCGCGGCAGCGACUAGGUGCAUCGGGUGUACUGGGAAUGGUUCAUAUUGCUAUAAUGAGGUGCUUGCACGGGGUGGAGGCAAAGCGGGAAUGAUGAAUGAGCACGGCGAAUGCGGAUCGCCGCAGCGACUAGGUGCAUCAGGUGUACUGGGAAUGGUUCAUAUUGGUAUAAUGAGGUGCUUGCACGCGGUGGAGACGAAGCAGGAACGAUGAAUGAGCACGGCGAAUGUGGAUGGCGACAGAGACUAGGUGCAUCGGGUGUACCGGGAAUGGUUCAUAUUGCUAUAACGAGGUGAAUGCACGGGGUGGAGACAGCGGGAAUGAUGAAUGAGCACGGCGAACGCGGAUCGCGGCAGCGACUAGGUGCAUCGGGUGUACUGGAAAUGGUUCAUAUUGCUAUAACGAGGUGCUUGCACGGGGUGGAGACAAAGCAGGAACGAUGAAUGAGCACGGCGAAUGUGGAUGGCGACAGAGACUAGGUGCAUCGGGUGUACCGGGAAUGGUUCAUAUUGCUAUAAUGAGGUGAAUGCACGGGGUGGAGACAAAGCGGGAAUGAUGAAUGAGCACGGCGAACGCAGAUCGCGGCAGCGACUAGGUGCAUCGGGUGUACUGGGAAUGGUUCAUAUUGCUAUAAUGAGGUGGUUGCACGGGGUGGAGAUGAAGCAGGAACGAUGAAUGAGCAGUGGAAGGGGGAAAUGUACAACGCCUUCGUGCUGACGACUGCUGUUGCAGGCAGGUAGAUGGGCCAGGGACCGUGGAUAUAACCGACGAGGUGCACAUUGCAUGGCGAGAGAAAUGGGAAACAGUGGAUGCGUGAGUAAGGGGCAGUGCUGCUGGCGAAGCGGGAUGGGAUGUGGUGUGUCUUCCCCCUUCCCUUUUUCCAUUCGUCAAACUGAUCGGUUUUGGAGUGGCUGAUCCAGUGUUAUUCUCGAAGGGUUCCCAUGUAGAACAUUCACUGGAAGGUUCACUGUUUUGGCUCGGCAAGCAUAACCAGCAGU
Messenger RNA from Chara braunii, 1815 nucleotides. NCBI's taxonomy places the organism in Eukaryota, Viridiplantae, Streptophyta, Charophyceae, Charales, Characeae. The record is from the annotation of a GenBank genome assembly.